GAUUACUUAAUGAUGCUUUCAAUCAGGAUUCAUUUGAUAUUUUUACUAACUGAAUACUCAACUCACUGAGCUUAUUACAGUCACCUCCAUUCAAAAUCAUCAAGUACUUGGUGAAAAAUACUUACGUGUACUGUUAUGUAAUGCAACAGUGUAUGACUUAUUGCUUUUGUAACAUUUUUGUCCCACUGGGAAUGAUCAACAUAGAUUUUUGAAGGGAAAUGUAGGUCCAAACGAUCAGUCAAAAUUUCAUCGAAAAAAGCAAAAAAAAAUCGCUGAGUCCAGAUGCUGAGUUCGAGGAAACACUUCAUGCCAUGACUGAUCUCUAUGGACAAACACCUCCAAGAACACGCUUUAACAGAAGGCAGAGAGAAAAAAAACAAAAAGAUAUCGAAGUAGAGGUGAAGUCUUCGCCAAAAACUGUCCACUGUCGGCCACAAAUAACUAGACGCAAUACAUUUGAUACGAUGCUGUUCAAUGAAAUGUGUGACAGAGCGGAUAAAGAUAGAGACAAAGAAACGGAGGGUGAGGCCAUUAAGGAAGGCAGUCGCAGAAAUAAGAGGAACUUGAAAUUGCUGCGAGGUUCUGAACGGGAUUUGAAGUUGGACGUUUCGGCAGCUGUUAGUUACGGGGAAAGGGCAGAGAAGCCAUUAGUUACAACACCAAUUAUAAAAAUUGAAACUAGAAAUCGAUUUCGUAGUUUACGCUCAAAGCCAGUAGAUGUGGAGGAAAACAGACACAAAGAUGAUAUCACUGAAUCACAACAAGAAACCAAAAAUGAUCUUGCCGCUAAGUCUCCAAAAUCUUUAAGUCUGAAAGAGCGAGAGAUUUUUCAUGACACAUUUUCAUUCUUAAUCAAGCUAGGUAGUUCUGACAAAGAGCGUAACUGUCGUCGUCAAAUGAGCAGUGAAGAGACGAGAUGGCAGAAUGAGUUGAAAGACUUAAUUUGGCUAGAACUGCAAGCUCAUCAUGCUGACCGUACUCCAACAGCACAGGAUGAAUAUUUGUGCAAACAGCGAGAAGCCGUUGGCGCUUUACUGAAAGAGAUUAUGGAAUACAGGUUUUAUCCACAGAGUUCCUCUGAUCCUGGCUCAGCAUCCAUCAUCUCUAGUGAUAGUGGUAUAGAAGACGCCGUAAAUUCAGCUAUGUUUCCGACUUUUGAUGCAAGUCCGUGUCCUGGUUGUCUAUCGAUGCAUUGUCGGUCCUGUUGCCGGGCUCAAACAGAUGCGUUGAAACAGGUGGAAGGGCUUUUGGGAAGAUUGGAAGCAGCAGAAGCUCUUUACCCAUCGUCACAUGCACUAGCAAGCCAGUACCCAAUGUACAAGAGUCCAGAAUUCAUUGGCAGAGUCAAAGCAUUGUGUCUCUGGUAUAACAUGACCAAGCAUCAAAAAUUAAAAUUAUUAAUCCUCGGUAGACUUUUGAGAUUUCUACACACCAAGAAGAGACCAGAAGAAACGGUUGACUCAGGGACAAGUUCGAGGUCAUCGGACACAUUAGAUUCUGUAGAUGCAAAUUCUAUCACACGUCAAUGUCUAGUUCGCUUUGACUUACCACCUGGAGAAAAUACCAGCCCUAGUGACAGUAAUAACAGUACAUCAUCUUUAGAAACGACGUCAUUUAACCGCUAUUGGCCAUCAACACCUGAUUCGGGAAUGUUUACUCCAGUGGAAGAUGAAAGGAACCAUUUGGAUUUUUAUCUCAUGGAAUUUGACCGUCUCUCGUAUAGAAAGUACAUAGAAGAUGUUUUAAAAAUUCGAGGCCUUCGAAAGAGCUUGCACUUCUUAGAAAAAUUACAUACAUCGGUUUUACGAAAAGCCAGACUGACAUUAGAAAAAUACGAUGACAGCAAUCUGGAAAAUAGUACUGGCGAAGAGUACGAAGGUGAUGCUGAGUUAAGGAGGUAUGGUACUUGGAGCCCCGAGGCAAGAGAAUUGCAUUUGCCAUCUUACAGGGCAGCUUUUGUAUUUCUUUCACGUGUGCCAUUGGACUUGGUCCACGAAUUCUUGAGAAUGAGAUUAGAACAAAAACCUGAGCAGCCUAGUGCUCUGUCAGUUCGGCAGUUGAUGCGAGAACUACGUGAAGGAUUAAAGAUUGCAUGCAUACAUCGUGAGAGAUUUCGAGCGCAUUCAUGUGCAGUUAUCGCAGCAGAUGGAGAAACUAGUACAACGUUGUUUUGUGAAGAUAUCAAAGAUUUUGACCAAAGUUUGAAAGCAGUGUUUGAAGUAUAUUUACAUUAUUUGGAACAAUGGGUUGGCAUGGUUGAAUAUGAGAGUUGUCAUAAAAAUCUCAUCGAAGAUGAAUGGGCCUUCGUCACGUCCAUUGCUGAUGAUAUAUCGGAUGGAUAUGCCAUAGCCAGCAUCAAAUUUUGCGGAAUAGCAUGUACGAUGUUGUAUCAGGCUAAAGAAUUCAUAGCGAACCGACCCAGAGAAAUCAUGGAAGUCAUGUCUUCCGAAGAGGGCGAAGAUGAGAUAUCAAAAUAUCAAAUUAUGUCAGCUGCUAGAGAAAUACAGGGGAUGUUUGUCGUUGCUAAAGAUAGGGUAAUGCGGAAUAUUACCUUUGCCAAAUCCUUGAAACAGGACAUUCAGCAAUUAGCACAAACGCCCGAGGUUGCGGAGACGAUCAACAAGUUGAAGAUAGCAGUUAUGGAUCUUCGACACCAAAUCACAUCUACAAUUGAAGAUGUUCAAAAUGGGAUCAAUCAAAGUGAGCAACCCAAAAUUGAAUCAGAGCGUAUAACCAUGCGCUCCAGAUCAAGAGAAAUUUUACAUCAAGCCUUCAAGAUGGGCUUCGAAUAUCAUAAAGAAUUAUGCAAACUGUUCUCAUGUGAGGAAAGAUCGGUAUUGGCUCGAGGAUUAGUUAGCUUUGCUUUGUUGUGGAUGGAUUUCGUUAAAACUUGUUGCGACAGAGGCAGGGGCUUGAGACCAAGAUGGGCAAACCAAGGCUUGGACUUCCUCAUGACUGUUUGUGAACCGUUGAACACAAAACAUCUAACAGACCAGGAGUUCGAGGAGUUGAAGACAUGUAUGGACCGCUGUAUUUCACAUGUAAUUGGAACAGCUGCAGUCAGUUCGCCCGGAGAUGUAGAAAAUUUGAGAAAAUCUCCCCGUUCACGAACAGCAUCCCCAGCUCGUCUGCGAAGCAGAACAACGAACAAAAGUAAUUUGCAAAAAAAUCGCGAAACUCUGGAAUUCCCAGAAUCACCAGUGUCAACAAUGAAAAUCACUUCACCAAGUAUAACAGAUGGAGUAUCGGCAGUGACGCUAUCGGUACCUGAACACCCAGGACUAGCUAGGCACCAUCGAGUAGCAUUGGCUGUGAAACGUCUAGAUCAAGAAUUAGAGGAAAAUUUAAAAAAUAAACAAGUAAUUGGGCAAAUAACAGAAAGAAGGGCAGCUGACAGACCUCACAUUAAAUCAAGAAGAGUUACAUUUACAUGGCAGCGUGGUAUAAAAAUAGGUCAGGGACGCUUUGGAAAAGUGUACACAGUAGUCAAUAAUAGAACUGGCGAACUUCUGGCUAUGAAAGAGGUUCAAUUGCAGCCAGGCGAUCACAGGGCUAUUCGAAGGGUUGCUGAGGAGUUGCAAAUAUUUGAAGGGAUUCAGCAUAAACAUUUGGUCCACUAUCACGGAGUCGAAAUACAUAGGGAGGAAAUGCUUAUUUUCAUGGAAUUCUGUGCCGAGGGAACGCUAGAAAGCCUAGUCGCAGGCAGUGGAAAUGGUCUACCUGAACCUCUGGUUAGAAAAUAUACUCACCAACUCCUAUUAGCCGUUUCCGUAUUACAUUACCAUGGUGUCGUCCAUCGAGAUAUUAAGACUGCAAAUGUAUUUUUAACUGAUGAAGAAAAUUGUCUCAAACUUGGAGAUUUUGGAUCAGCAGUAAAGAUUAAAGCUCACACAACAAUGCCUGGAGAACUUCAGGGCUUUGUGGGAACACAAGCAUACAUGGCUCCUGAAGUUUUUAUGAAAACUGAAUCUGAGGGACAUGGUAGAGCUGCAGAUAUUUGGUCAGUGGGUUGUUGCGUCGUUGAGAUGUCUAGCGGGAAAAGGCCUUGGGCGGAAUAUGACUCAAAUUAUCAAAUCAUGUUUAAGGUUGGGAUGGGUGAAAGUCCAGCACCUCCUAAGCAUCUUUCAAUUGAGGGCGUGGAAUUCAUUGAUAAGUGUUUACAACACGAUCCAAAGUUACGUCCGACUGCACUUGAAUUGUUGGAAGAAACAUUUGUCCGAAUGUGUGACGAUGACAGAUGAACAAAAAAGUUUCAUUGAUUGUUGUCUUUCAAUGAUACUAUGCCUUGACAAUGACAAUUCAUUUAGCAUAUUGGUAGAUGAAGUCUCCGAAGUAGCAUUAAAACGAUAUUUUUACAGCUCAACCCUUAUAGACGAAAAAUUGUAGCUACAUGCAGCUUAUAUUUCAUGUUUGUGUAUCGGCUUAACACAUAUUCCCAUUUUAUUGAAUGUUGAAUGUAAUGAUCUUAUUGGUACACACCCUCAAAGAACCACAUUAUUUUAUUAAUGUAUAUUUGAUGUUAUCAGAAUAAGGGAUAGACGGUAUUAUCACAUGUGAUAUAUUUUUCGAGCAAAUUUUGCCCAUGUAGUAGAUGUUAUUAAUUUACUGUCAGUACGACAGUUUUUCACAGCUAUUUUUAUUAUGUUUAGUUAAUGGUCCAAAUGCAGCAGAAAAUUGAGAUGUUGAUGCGAUACGGAUUAUAAUUCUGACAUGAGACUUGUGUCUGAGAGUUCGAAUUUAUUAUGAUUUUAUGUAUGCCGACGAACUUUGCAGCCCAUAAACUGAGCAACCCGAGCAGGUAAUGGUGAAUCAUUUUGUCGGAACUAUAAAAUUUGCCAUGUUAGUUCGUUGAUUCCUUUUUUCGAGCGACAACCGUUUUCGUCUUAUUGACCUAAGAAAAUGUAUAGUAUGAAUGUAUGAUGUUCAAGAUAUUCUGUGUCGAUGUAUUCGCUCUUAAAAUAUUGUUGAUUUUUAUUCUUGUUUUACACCAAUUGUUAAUAAUUUUUUCGCAGAAUUUAGUGCAAUUUCUGAGAGUCUAUACAGGUACUUAAACCUCAUUGCUCCUAUUCAUCAAUUAUUCAAAUAUGUAACAUUCCUGGAUGUCCAAAAUUUAUUACGCAACUUAAAAAUGAAUCGUCAAUCAUCACUGAGACCUCAGAGAAUGUUGACGAUCAGUGUUUAGUAAAUUAUGCAACCAACUUUUUUGAGUGUUCACAAUAUACCUGAAUCUUGGUAUCGUCACGGACAACGAAAUUACGAUGCGGUUUACUAAACAUAAACUUGAGUACUAGCAUAAUAUUGUAUAUACCUGUGUAUUGCAAUUCAUUGCAUAGAGCACGACAGUGUACUUUGAAUAAAAUCCAAGCCACACGUUGAAA
This is a messenger RNA of Athalia rosae (coleseed sawfly), 5378 nucleotides long. RefSeq names its product mitogen-activated protein kinase kinase kinase 4 (gene Mekk1). The transcript has 18 exons. The record is from RefSeq and is a predicted model, not a curated record. Gene Ontology annotation, biological process: protein phosphorylation; MAPK cascade. Gene Ontology annotation, molecular function: ATP binding; protein kinase activity. The coding region runs from base 312 to 4241 and encodes 1309 amino acids. Lineage: Eukaryota; Metazoa; Arthropoda; Insecta; Hymenoptera; Athaliidae.